AUGGCUUCUUUCGGGAUGGAGUCUUCCAUGGCGUCACUUCCGCCCGUCGAUCAAGACCACAUUGAGGUUCCUAUCAUUGAUGACAAUGAGCCCCUCAUCGAGGUCGUACGCAAACUUCAAAACUAUAUGAUACAAGCGGUCUCCGAGGUCUCAUAUUCUUUUGAGGAAUUAAGAUUCUCACCUUGCGGACAGAAGCUUAGGUUACUGCUGUACUCAUUGGCAGAGAACUCGCACAACCCAUGUAUCAUCUCUGCACUGAUGAUCCUGAAGUGGGAGUUCAACAAUGCAGCCGAAAAUGACUGGGGUCUGAAUGAAGGCCGCGGCUAUGCAUGCGAAUACGUAGCAUGGCAGUUUCUCUGUCACAUCAAUCAGCGCGAGACUAUCGAGUACUUGCUAGAGGAGCUACCUAGCCCCGUGUAUACCUCGAUUAGCCUUACCCAGGCAGAGAGAGGCGCAUCGGGUUUCGCAGCGGCAGGCGACGAGCAAAGUUUCCAACGGGAAGGAGAACGAACACCCCUCCUUCUGCAUUCAUCUUCUUCGCUGUACCGAUUCUUCGGCGGCAAGAGGCGCGCAGGUAGCACCUCGGAUAUAGCAAAUUCUGGAAGUAACAUUUCCUCUGCGGACGCGUAUGAGCUUAUGAAGUACUCCAUGUUCUUUGGACUGAGCGCCUUGGAAAUAGCAGCCAUCGCAGAAGCAAAGAAGUUCCUCAGUCAGAAAGUUGUUCAAAAGGUCAUUGAUAAUAUCUGGAACGGGGAGAUUGUGUUCUGGGACUCGCUCAGUGUUCAUUCCACCAAGAAACCUCAGUUCUUCAACAAAAGGACCGCGGAUCCAUACUCCCGCUUGAGGGUCCCAGUAUACCGCAAAGCCUUUGAGGCUGCAUUCUUCGUCUCCUUCCUGUUUCUUUACUAUGCUGUCUUGGUGGAGAGAAAGUCCACCGGAAUUGGCAUCUUCGAAACAUUGAUGUACAUUUGGAUUGCUGCUUUUGCCUACGACGAAUUCAGCGGCAUGACUGAUGCGGGGAUGGUCUUCUACCAGAUGGACUUCUGGAGUGUCUGGAACAUAGCCAUCAUCGGUACCGGUCUUGCCUUCAUGAUCAUAAGGGUUAUCGGUCUGGCGAAGAAGAGCGAUUACAUCACCGACCUCUCUUUCGAUAUCCUGUCCCUGGAGGCUUUGUUUCUAGUUCCUCGGAUCUGCUCCCUGGUGAGCUUAAAUUCCUAUUUUGGAAGUCUGAUCCCGGUUCUCAAGGAGAUGACCAAAGCGUUCUUCCGAUUUAUCCCUGUGAUUGUAGUGUUGUACCUAGGGUUCUUGACCACGUUUACCAUGCUUGCCCGUGACCGCCUCUCUCUCAGGCAAAUGUCAUGGAUUUUGGUGAAGGUGUUCUUUGGGUCGAACGUGCUGGGCUUCGACAUCGCUCACGAUAUUUCCCCGAUCUUCGGCUACGGUUUGAUGUGUGUUGUUCCCGUUCCCUUUUACUGCUGUUGCUGUACUACACCUACUCCGUACUGCGCCACAGAUGCCAUGGGACGUGCCGGUCGCAUACGCCUGUGA
Molecule: messenger RNA, 1548 nt
Organism: Aspergillus brunneoviolaceus CBS 621.78
Lineage: Eukaryota; Fungi; Ascomycota; Eurotiomycetes; Eurotiales; Aspergillaceae
Exons: 12
Coding region: 1-1548 (515 amino acids)
Source: RefSeq, a predicted model, not a curated record